Messenger RNA from Hemiscyllium ocellatum (epaulette shark), 2279 nucleotides. RefSeq names its product coiled-coil domain containing 17 (gene ccdc17). The transcript is spliced from 15 exons. NCBI's taxonomy places the organism in Eukaryota, Metazoa, Chordata, Chondrichthyes, Orectolobiformes, Hemiscylliidae. Bases 63 to 2279 code for a protein of 738 amino acids. The record is from RefSeq and is a predicted model, not a curated record.
GGUAUUUGAGUUUGAAUUAUACCAAGUUUCUGUUUCAACUGAAGGACUUCGCCGGCUUCAGUAUGGAUGUUGGGAAUUUCCAUUGUGACAAUUGUAAUAUGAACUUCAGAUCAUUAACACUAUUAGAAAAACACAAAGACAAGUUCUGUAUUGGCAGUUAUACUGAAGAUUCUUACUUAUUAACUGCAAAGUCAAGAGACUGUCAGCCUAAAGCUCCUGGACAUGGAAUUCACAGAUUGAGGAUAAAUGACCCAAAAGAAACAAAAACUCCAUAUAAUAUGGACAAGGAAACUAAGAAGGGAAGAUUCCAACAGCAACAAGAGGAAGUGAAUCAUCUUGAUAUUAAUCCACUGAAUGAAAGAGAAAGGAAACUCCUGCAGGAACAGCAACCUGAAAUUGGUUUGUCUGAUGGUCAUACCUUUAGAAGAUUAACUGAGGAGUUUCACAAGCUGAGGAUGUCAAUUGAGGAAAACCUGCCCACAUACAGGUCCUGGCAAGGAGAGCAUGAGGUGAGCCCUCGGGUCCAGAGGGACUGGGAACAUCAGGAACGGAUGCGAGAAAUAGCAGAGAUGCAUGGUCGACAACUUGCAGAUAUUCAAGCUCGAAACAAAGAUUUGGAGCAGCAAAGAGAUGAAAUUCGUCAGCGGCUGGAAGAGCUUUCGUCCAAAGAGCAUUUCACCGCCCAUAUUGAACAAAUGUUGCUGGAGCUUAAGGCACAGGAGGAGAAGAAUCAACGUGCUUUAGAUGCACUUCGAGAGCAAAUUGAGCUGCUGCAGAUGGAAUCUGUUGUCAAACAGGAUUCAGUCAAUGUUGUAGACCAUUCUCCUGCACAGAAAAAGGAGGACAAAAUGCCACUUAAUUUUGUAACGUUUGCCAGUGGUGAUAGCCUAUCAACUGAAAUAGGUGCACUGAAAAUGGUUUACCUUCAGUGUGGUGGCAAUGAUCCUGCUAUUCUUGCCCAGAUGCAUGGUCUUCAGGCAGAGGCUCAACUUCUGGAAAAGUCUACACGACCACCAAAGGAGAAAAAGAAAAAACAUGAGUCACCUCACAGAUCAUUAGACGCUGAGCUGUUAGCUGUGGAACUUGAGAACCAGCGUCUGGAAGAAGAAAUUUUAAAACUAAAGCUUCAGCGAGAGAGGAGGAUUCCUGAUGAUGAAUUGGAAAAGGAAAUGCAGGAAAUGCACCGGGAACACACAAAGAAAAUCAAUGACCUGCAAGAAGAAAUUGAGAUGCUGAAAAGUGAAGCCAAUAAAUUGCGAACGCGAAAAGGGUUAAGGUCUCAACAUCUGCACCCGCCUCCACCUCCGCCCCCACCCCCAAUUCCUCCCACUCAUUCAACUCUGAACCAGCACACUCAGGGGUCUCACAUGAGCCAUGCCAGACCUCAAACACCAAUGAUUGCCAAACAUUUACUUGAUCCUCCAGAUGUUUUAGGACCUGCACCUUAUGACCCAGCAGCAGGGUUUGUUGUCUUUUAUGAUUUUCUUCUUGGCCUUGGCCCAACCUAUCGCCUCAUCCGUCUGGUUACUGGUUUGUACAAUAAUGGUCACGAGAUGGGGAAGCCAUCUGCCUUACCUGCAGUGUACUGUGAAGUCGGAGUUGGGCCUCACUACUUGUCUGAAGGACUCAAAGGCAACUUUGGAAUAUUAUCUGCAAAGCAGCCAGUACCAAGAGUCCGUCCUUCCCCAGGAGUCUCAUUAGUAAUUGAACUCCAAGCUGCAGGGGGCUUUGAUCCAUAUGGCCAGGAAAUCCAGCGCCUGGUUUCUAGAGGCUGGGCGAAGAUUGAUAUAUUUGAUGAUCACAAUCAGGUCAUCAGUGGACGCUGGAAGGUUCCAAUACGCUGUCUACCAGUAAAACCAUCGCUCACAACUGGCCAGCUCAAUGGAAUUCCUCAGGUUGGCAGUGCUGAAGUUUACCUACGAGUGUUAAAUGCUAGAGAUGCUGAUGUGCAUUCAAUGGCCACAGUUGAUCCUCACAAGUCUUCCAUGUAUCAGUAUCCACCAUUGAUAUCAAGUCGUAGUGCCCCUCUUGCUGAAUCCCUGCCUCCCCCUCAACACCUGUCUUAUCAUCAUCCUGCGGUUCAAUACCUCUCUCAUCCUCCUCAUGUUGACCUGCCUCCUACUGAGGGCUACAAUGACCACCACAAAGUUAAUCAAAGAAAUCAGUGUAGCUACCUGGUGAUGUCAGCUUUCUGCUGGAUCCAAAGGACCUUUAUGGUGCUUCGGGCCAAACAGCAUCACAGGACUCAACAGGACAGCUGCAGAACUCCUCAUCCAUAG